Messenger RNA from Aquila chrysaetos chrysaetos, 2960 nucleotides. RefSeq names its product tetraspanin 5 (gene TSPAN5). The record is from RefSeq and is a predicted model, not a curated record. Gene Ontology annotation, biological process: protein maturation; regulation of vascular endothelial growth factor signaling pathway; protein localization to plasma membrane. Bases 28 to 834 code for a protein of 268 amino acids. Gene Ontology annotation, cellular component: membrane. The transcript is spliced from 8 exons. Lineage: Eukaryota; Metazoa; Chordata; Aves; Accipitriformes; Accipitridae.
AGCAAAGUGUCUUCAUGAGCGCAGAGGAUGUCCGGGAAGCACUACAAGGGGCCUGAAGUCAGUUGUUGCAUCAAAUAUUUCAUCUUCGGCUUCAAUGUCAUUUUCUGGUUCCUUGGCAUAGCAUUUCUUGGGAUUGGAUUGUGGGCAUGGAAUGAAAAGGGAGUGCUGUCCAAUAUCUCCUCCAUCACAGACCUGGGAGGCUUUGAUCCAGUUUGGCUCUUCCUAGUGGUAGGAGGAGUUAUGUUCAUUUUGGGAUUUGCAGGAUGCAUUGGAGCUUUGCGAGAAAAUACCUUUCUUCUCAAAUUUUUUUCUGUGUUUCUUGGAAUUAUUUUCUUCUUGGAGCUCACUGCUGGUGUUCUAGCAUUUGUUUUCAAAGACUGGAUAAAGGACCAGCUGUAUUUCUUUAUAAACAACAACAUCAGAGCAUACCGAGAUGACAUUGAUUUGCAAAACCUCAUAGACUUCACACAGGAAUAUUGGCAGUGCUGUGGGGCUUUUGGAGCUGAUGACUGGAACCUUAAUAUUUACUUCAACUGCACAGAUUCCAAUGCAAGUCGAGAGCGCUGUGGUGUGCCAUUCUCUUGCUGCACGAAAGACCCUGCCGAAGAUGUUAUUAAUACUCAGUGUGGCUACGAUGCAAGACAAAAACCAGAAGUUGAUCAGCAGAUCGUUAUCUACACUAAAGGCUGUGUCCCUCAAUUUGAGAAAUGGUUGCAGGACAAUCUUACCAUAGUUGCUGGUAUAUUCAUUGGAAUAGCAUUACUGCAGAUAUUUGGGAUAUGCUUAGCCCAGAAUUUGGUUAGUGACAUUGAGGCUGUCAGAGCCAGCUGGUAAAACUGCUGAAGUAACCACAACAAGACACUGGACAACCGAAACCCUCUGAAACCUCCAGUGUGUCGCUCCGACACCAAGCUGUAUGGACAUGGGUGACAGGGAAGCCUUCUCUCCCAAGUAGUCUCAAGUCUAAGUUCCUGAUAUUGCAGUGAACUCAUGUUUCUUUGGGGUGGGGGAGAGAAGAGUGGGCUAUUUUGAAAUCUGCUGCUCACUGACAAUUUUUUUUUUUUUAAACCACCAGUUUGAAAGCUGUUGAGCCGUGAAUCUCUACUGUAUUCUUGAUCUUGAGUAACAAGUGGACACUUUUUUUUUAAAUUGGUGUAUUCGGUGGGACAGAGUUGCAUCGUUGUGGUCUGUGGAUAUGCUGUUUAUUCUUCGUAUCAUGAGCUCUUCAAUAGCGGCCAAGUAUUCCUGAGAUGGUCUCUCUCCUCACCACUCUGUAAAGGAACAAUCUUCUUGUUAUCACAGCUAAACAUAGCUACAGGCCUAAACCCAUCAAGCAGGAAGCAACUUUCUAUGCAUCUAUUGUACAGUAAAAGAAAUUGUUUUUAAAACAAGGGAAUUUUUUUUUUUUUUACGCAAGCUUCCAACCAUCUCCCUGUAGUACUUUGAGGUUGGAAUCAGCAAGCUCACAGGGAGAAUUGGCUAAUUUUAUCAACAUCUUUCUUCCUUAUCCACCCUUGUAUGAAGGGAAAGGAGUUUUAUAUUUGACAAACAAGGGUUGUAGAGCCUUUGGUUGUUGCCAUACCUUAGGACAUCAGUUUCUUAUGGCAAGGAUGGGAUAUAACUGUAUAAAUGUAUGAAAGCAGUGUGGAUGUUGGGUCCAAGUGAAUAAUAUUAUUCAAAGAAUGAAUUAUAUAUUAACUUAAAAAAUCAAAACAUGUAUCUGAUAUGGCUAAAUCUUUUUCUCUGGAUUUUAGUGUAACCUAAUGUAUUUAGGGAUCUCACUAAUAUUAGUGCUUUGAUAUACUUGUGCAAAACUUCUUUUACGGUAAUUUCUUGGUCUGUUCCUAGCUGAGGCUUUGGUCUUUCUUUUUUUCUUUUGUCUUUAAUUCUUUUUACUUGCAUGAGCUGUGGAGUAACAACCUGUGACACUCCAGUGCUUUAAAUCUGUGUAUAUGUUUUAAUACAGUCUAAUCCAAACUUAUUUAUUGGUAAAUGCAUGUGAUUAUGGAAAGAUCGUAUCCCAUUCCAUUGGAAGUUGGAGAGAACAGCUUUUACUAAGAGUAAAUGCUUACCUCCAGUGAACAAAUCCUUGCUAUGGAGAUUUGUCUCCCUUUGCUCUAAAUGCAACAAAAAGCUUUCUUGAAGCAAUGGAAUAAAAGUUUUAAAAUAGAAGCGCAUGUCAGGAUCAGCCAAGACAGACUCUUUUGAAUCGAACAAAAGAGAGUGGAAUUUGGAAUAAAGCACAAAUAGUGGAAGAAGAAUUAGAUCAGACUCCAUCCAGAUUUGAGUUUUUGAUUCAUUCUUCUUCACUAAUAAUAGUGAACUUACAAACCUGACCAUGGCUUGGGUAGUUUUAUUGCACUUUGUAUAAAUUUAGCUUGUUGUAUGACCCUUCUCAGUAUCUGCAGAACCAGUCCUGAAAGCUGUGAGCUCUCAGCUCCUGCUUUGGUCAGACAGUGGUAAAGGGUGUGUAGCACCUCUUUGUAAGAGCUUAGCAUCUUUCUGAGAUGAGUUUCCUAAAAUGAAGUAUGUGGAGUAGAAGAGAUGAAUGCAUUGCUUUCAGAGCUUCCCUGUUCUGCGGGUCAGAUAGAAGGCUGGUCUGAUGACCUAUUAAGGUCCUUUCUGGUCCUUUGACUCUUAAACAUGUGAGUAUACGUACCCUUGCACAUUUUGCCUUUCUGUGCUUUAGUCGGCCUGUGGUUUUUUCCCUUCUGAAGGCUGGUGGUAGGCACACUGGUGCUCCACAGAUGCCUCAGGCAGUCCGGUUGUCGUCCUGUCUUUGAGCAUUACCUCAUCUUCUUCUGGUUAACUCCCACUGACUGGCUCUGAAUCAGGCAGCCUCCAUAUCCUUUGGUAUCUGCUGUUAAAGGCCAGCCAUGACUCAGAGUAAAUUUUUUUUUUUUUAAAGCCUUUGAAAGCAAUUAUAAUUCACUGUCCUUAAUAAAGUUGGUUCCACCUCA